Molecule: messenger RNA, 1431 nt
Organism: Penicillium manginii
Lineage: Eukaryota; Fungi; Ascomycota; Eurotiomycetes; Eurotiales; Aspergillaceae
Product: catalase
Exons: 5
Coding region: 1-1431 (476 amino acids)
Biological process (GO): response to hydrogen peroxide; hydrogen peroxide catabolic process
Cellular component (GO): peroxisome; mitochondrion; cytoplasm
Molecular function (GO): catalase activity; heme binding
Source: RefSeq, a predicted model, not a curated record
AUGGGUCACGGUGACGAGCCUAAGACUUACCGAUACAAUGAGACUCCGGUCUAUACUGCAUCCAAUGGCUGCCCUGUACAUAUCCCCUAUUUGUCUAGGGUCAUGGAUCCCCAGGCGGCUCAACGUGUUGGAGCCAACGGUCCACUACUCCUCCAGGAUUUCCACCUGAUUGAUCUGCUAGCGCACUUCGAUCGUGAACGUAUUCCAGAACGUGUUGUUCAUGCCAAGGGUGCCGGUGCUUAUGGCGAGUUCGAAGUAACUGACGACAUUAGCGAUAUUACCAUCGUCGACAUGCUGAAGGAAGUUGGAAAGAAGACCAACCUUCUGACUCGAUUCUCAACCGUUGGUGGUGAAAAGGGCUCUCCAGAUAGUGCUCGCGACCCCCGAGGCUUUGCCAUUAAGUUUUACACGGAAGAAGGCAACUGGGAUUGGGUUUUCAACAACACUCCAGUCUUCUUCCUCCGUGACCCGGCCAAAUUCCCCGUCUUUAUUCAUACUCAGAAGCGAAACCCUCAGACCAACCUCAAGGAUGCCACCAUGUUCUGGGACUAUCUCUCUACUCACCAUGAGGCAGUCCACCAAGUGAUGCAUCUGUUCAGUGACCGGGGUACCCCAUACUCGUAUCGACACAUGAACGCCUAUUCUGGCCACACCUACAAGUGGAUCAAGCCCGACGGCACCUUCAACUAUGUGCAGAUCCACUGCAAGACUGAUCAGGGCAACAAAACCUUCACCAACGAGGAGGCCACUAAGCUAUCCGCCAAGAACCCUGACUGGCACACCCAGGACCUUUUCAACGCCAUUGAGCGGGGCGAGAACCCAUCCUGGACCUGCUACGUACAAGUCCUCAGCCCAGAACAGGCAGAGAAGUUCCGCUGGAGCGUCUUUGAUCUGACAAAGGUGUGGCCGCAGAGUGAAGUGCCUCUUCGUCGCUUCGGCCGCUUCACCCUUAACAAGAACCCGCAGAACUACUUCGCCGAGAUCGAGCAGGCCGCAUUUUCUCCCUCGCAUAUGGUCCCUGGUGCCGAGCCCUCCGCCGAUCCUUCAUUCAACCCUACCCAUCGCGAUGGUUACAUGAACGUCCACGGAAACUACGGCGCCAAUCCCAACUACCCAUCUACCUUCCGUCCACUGAACUACAAGCCUGUGAAGGCCAAUCAGGAACACGAGAAGUGGACUGGCGCCGUUCUCGCUGAGCAGAUCCCUGUUACCAGCGAAGAUUACGUGCAGGCCAACGACCUCUGGCAAGUUCUCGGCCGCCAGCCCGGCCAACAGGAGAAUUUCGUGAAGAAUAUCUCGGGCCACCUGUGCGGUGCCCAUGAACGUGUGCGCAAAGCCACUUACCAGAUGUUCACCCGUGUGAACAAGGACCUCGGAGCUCGUAUUGAGAUUGCAACUGAAGCCAAUGUGGCUCCUUCGGCUCGUCUGUAA